Molecule: messenger RNA, 756 nt
Organism: Penicillium waksmanii
Lineage: Eukaryota; Fungi; Ascomycota; Eurotiomycetes; Eurotiales; Aspergillaceae
Product: class I SAM-dependent methyltransferase
Exons: 2
Coding region: 1-756 (251 amino acids)
Biological process (GO): sterol biosynthetic process
Cellular component (GO): endoplasmic reticulum
Molecular function (GO): sterol 24-C-methyltransferase activity
Source: RefSeq, a predicted model, not a curated record
AUGACCACCAAAACCGAAGCAGCAACCUACACACACGGCCAUCAUGCCUCAGUAAUCCGCAGCCACAGCGCCCGCACGGCCAAAAACAGCGUCUCCUUCCUCCUCCCACACCUAAAGCCGAGCAUGAAAAUCCUCGACAUAGGCUGUGGGCCGGGAAGCAUCACCGUCGAUCUGGCCGAGUACGUACCUCAGGGUCACGUAACGGGGCUGGAGCGCGCGGGUACGAUCUUGACGCAAGCCCGUGAAUUAGCAUCUGCCCGUGGAGUGACGAAUAUCGAAUUCGUCGAGGGGGAUGGGAAUGGUCUUCAGUUUGACGAUGGGUCUUUUGAUGUCGUGCUUUGUCAUCAGGUUUUGCAGCAUGUUGCCGACCCCGUGGGCGUAUUGCAGGAAAUGAAUCGUGUCACUAAGAGUGGCGGUAUUAUUGCGGCUCGCGAGGCGGAUUAUGGGGUUUUCGCUUGGUAUCCUGAAUUACCUGGAUUGAGGGAGUGGCAGGGGUUGUAUGAUCAGAUUGCGAGGUUUAAUGGCGGCGAGCCCAACGCGGGACGCUUCUUGCAUGUCUGGGGUAGAAAGGCGGGAUUGGAUGAUUUGGCAGGAGAGGGCGUUGAAGAGCAGUUUUUCAUCGACAGCCUUGGAGGGAGGCCUGGCGACUGGGGAGGAUCUGGAGAGGGUUUCGAAGUCUUGGAAAGAGUGGGGGGGGAGGAUCAGGAUGCUUGGUUGUCUAUUCCUAGUGCUGAGAUUUUGUCGUUUAAGAAAUAG